Pristis pectinata (smalltooth sawfish) is the source of this 3975-nucleotide messenger RNA. RefSeq lists its product as uncharacterized. The record is from RefSeq and is a predicted model, not a curated record. Gene Ontology annotation, biological process: negative regulation of BMP signaling pathway. The transcript has 3 exons. The coding region runs from base 537 to 1190 and encodes 217 amino acids. NCBI's taxonomy places the organism in Eukaryota, Metazoa, Chordata, Chondrichthyes, Rhinopristiformes, Pristidae. Gene Ontology annotation, cellular component: AMPA glutamate receptor complex. Gene Ontology annotation, molecular function: protein binding.
ACCAGUGUGGGACGGAUCACCCCUUCUUCUUGGUUGGAUCACGUGCAUCGGAGACGGCUCCGAAGAAUUAUAGUAAGCUGCAGCGUCAGAAAAAGUCCAUUUGCAAAAUCUGAAGCCCGGUAACUGGAUUUUUCAGAAAUAUGUCUGCAGAAAAUCUUCCUCGAUGAUAAAAGCAAUUAAACCCAUCCAAUAAAUCCAGGGUUUGCAUUUAUCUGCAGCUGGAAUCGGAGGGGUUUGCAGACCUGCGUUUAUUUCUUCGGCGUCUGUCUUUCUCUCUCCUUGCAAAAUAGAACUCCCGAGUUCUUUCAGCUAAGUUUAUUUUUUUACACCGUCAGUGAAAGUAUUCGGCACAUGCUGAUUUUUAAAAUAUCUCAGCGACGUUUUGGAGAACGGUUUGCAUCAAAGGUCUGGAAACGGCGACAAGGCAUUCAGCGUGAGGUAAAGACUCCUCUCUGUAAGCGCGGUCCCCGGUUUGACAGUGUCUUCAGUUGAAGAUCAUUAAAGAGAAAUUGAACAUCCGGAUCGCAGCAACAACGAUGCCAGAAGGGAGCAUGUCAGCGCAGACCGGCGGGCUGCUGCCCCUCUCCCUACUGCUGUCACUGAUGGUGAAAGGGAGCCUGGCGUUCUCGGUGCCCAACACUUGCGAAGCUAACGGCAGCGUGUACUAUGUGGGCGAGUGGUACUCCCUGGACUCGGAUCACUGCACGCAGUGUGAGUGCACGGCCGAGGGGGCCGUUUGCGGCCGCGCCAACUGCCCGGCCCUGCCGCCGCCUUGCAUCCAUGUCAGCUACUACCCGAACGACUGCUGCCCCCGCUGUGAAAGGAUCGGCUGCGAACACCGGGGCCACGUCUAUGAGCUCGGACAGCAGUUCCAGCCAUCAGAAUGUGAACAGUGCACCUGUGACAUGGAUGGGAUAGCACGCUGUCUGGUUGCUGAUUGUGCUCCACCUGCAUGUGUUAAUCCAGUCUAUGAGAAAGGAAAGUGUUGCCCAGAGUGCAAGGAUGGUCCAAACUGUUACAGCGACUUCACCCAAAGUAAAGUGAUCCCAGGAGGGACCACUGUGUGGGUUGACAAGUGCACCUACUGCCACUGCCAUGACGGUCAGGAUGCUGGAUACUGGGAAGGCAAUCGUGUCGCCAAGUGUGUGAAGGUUCAUCGUUGCACUCUAAAUGAUGAUCGCAAUCAGUAGCCAUGAGAUUGUAGCAGAUACUUUCACAACACUUCUCCGAUGCAAUUCGCUGGGCAGGCUACUUGGAUGUCAGAAAUGCAGUGAGUCUAUUAUGGUAUAGCUUUGAAAUAGAUAGCUAUGCACAGCAAUAACCUUUCUUCAUUACAACACUUCCACAUAUUAUACUGUUUCCUUAGACUUAACACUUUUUAAAUGCUAUUUUUCAACAUGGCACAUAUAUGUAUGGUGCAUCACACUGGUGGUGAUGGAGGAAUGAGAAAAAAUUUUACUGAAUUAAGAACAAACCUUCUGAAUGGAAUGCAUUGGAUACAACAUCGAAUGUUCCUUAGAAGAAGGUGGUAGCUUGAAAAGCAUGACAAUAGCAAACUGUUGUAUGUUUAUGAUUAUUCAUUAUCCUACAUUAGCUUGGCAAUGGGAAAUUCACUAGUACCAUAAAUACCAACAAGAAUUCUUUAGGAAUUUUCACCUCAUUAACAAAUAAAUAUUUGUAGGUUCAAGUAGAAUGAUCUUCAGCAAUAAUUCUGCCUGGUGAGAAAAUGGGGUCAAAGCUGGAACAAAAGAAAGUAAGAAACAGGUGUAAGCCAUUUGGUCCCAUGUCUGCUCUAUCAUUCAAUUAGAUCAUGGCUUCUCUUUUACCUCACUGCCAUUUUCCUGCACUAACACCAUAUCCCUUGAUUCCUUAAUAAUUUGAGCAAAGCUGGUGUUAAUGGAAGCUGUGACAGUUAUUGGAUUGAAUCUGGGAUGGAGACCAAUGAGAGUAAUAGAGUUGUUUUCUCAUGACUAUUAAGCAUUUUUCCAGGAUUGCCAAAUAUUGAUUUAGCACUUAAUACAGUCAGUUACCUUGCAGAUCCUGUGAGAAUUCUCCAGAUAGUUGUUUAAAAACAAAUGCUUUUAUUGCUUUUGUACAAAGAACAAACAAAACAUCAGCCUUCAGAGGUUAUUUGCCUUCUGAUUCACUGUCUAUUGCAAGUUUUCAAUGGUUGAUAUAGUCACAACUGUGGAAAGCCCAUGGGAGAGGGUGGUGGGAAUAACUACCUUUAAGAGAGAUUCACUGGUUUUAUUAAUGUCAUUGGUUCUUUUUCUUUGCUGGUUGACAGGGGCUCAGGGCUCACAAACAGCAAAUUUCAAUUUGUGGUGUCAGUAGUGAGUCUUUCUGGCAAUUAGCCAUUGUAAAAAGUUUUGGAACAUUGUCUAUCUGCACAUCUGCACCCUACCCCAAAGUGUGAAGUUUAGAGACUCAGAACAAAGCAUCCUUGCUUAAAUUAUGGGAGUUGCAAUCCAUAGUUUUCUUACAAAUAGUGGCACAGUACAUUCUGCAAGAUAUUGUUUAUUUUCUGGUGAAACAACUUUGAUCAGGGUUAGUUACAGAUUACAGUAAUUGUUGCCAAAAUCUCCAUGAAUCAAGUAACCACAACAGGUAGAUUAUCAUAGAGAAACUUGGAGAGAUUUCAAACACAAGAGAAAGCACCUACAGAGAUAGGUUGAAUGAAUGUAAUUUGUUGUUUGUCUAGUAUGUUAAAAACCACACUAUAUCCUGAAGAUACAUUAAAUAAGAUGGCAGCCAAAGGGUCUGCAAGACAUGCUCAUUGGUUUCACUUCUCCUUGCUGGUAAUUUUGUUUAGUGGGUUCUAGUUUUCUACAUCGUUGUACAUAUUUUAGAUAGUUUUACAACAUGCCAGCCAUUAGUUUGUUGUUAGGUUCCCUGUUCAGCUGGGUUUUUGUUUUGCUGUUUUAUAAAUGAUUUUUGAAGCAACAAAGGUUUUUUUGCUUGAUGCCAUCAGACUACUUGCUGGAAUUGAAACUGGGAUCUGCAAUUGAUCUGGAAACCUUGAUGGUUCUUAGUUUCAACAGUGCUGAAGCUAACAACAACAGAUAAAGUGAAUCCCAUGCUAUCUAAAAUUAUGGGGGAGAGAGUAGUUUUCAAUCUCCUACUUAAAAUUAUCUUUCCUAUUUUCACGAGGGUAUUUCAAUUUCACAGCAUUUGCAUGUGAUAUUCCAACAAUUCACAAGAAAGCUAAAAUACUGUUAAUUAAAAAAAACAAAUAUUUGUAACUUGUUUAAAAUGCACCAUGGAAUUUUGGGUUGUAAAGCUUUUGGGUUUACUAUUUUGGUUAUUAACUAUGAACAUCACAGUUCUAACCAUGCUCUGUGUUCAUUCUUACAUGGUAAUAUGUAUGGGACAUUUUUACUGAAGUCUCUUCCAUUCAAAACCUGUAUCUGUAGAAAGCAAGUUUUAGUUCUUUUAAUUUCUGUCAUGGUUUGUUGCAAAAUUUCAGCUACUGGUUCUACUGUCUGUGUCUUCAACUCAACUGAUACAUUAGUGAUUCCAGAGAAAAGUGUGUGAAUUAGUUCCAGAGAAUAGUGAAAUGAUCCCAUCCUUUGGAUUGCCCACCUUCAAGCUGCUGUUCAUCUUUUGAAAAGGUUCAUGCAUUAUCACCUCUAUGUUAAAACAUCAUCACUGUCCAACAACUCUGCAUCAAUGUUCCAGAGUAAUAAAAUGCUUGAUUAGUUUAAAACAAGUCAAAACUAACUCAAUCUAUGUUUUGGCACAGUCAAUGGACUAACCAGAUGCAGAGCUUAGUUUUUUCAUUUAUAAAGCUAGUUUUUCAUUUAUUGGAAUGACCUCUUAUAAUCUUCCUAGGUACUUAGUGUUCACUUUCAAUUUAGGACAGAUUGUUUCUUUGAAAAUAUUAAUGUUGCAUUCAUUAAGAAUUUAUUUCUAUUUUUGCAAACACUGAAUUAUAUUGGUAUUCUUAUAAUAAAGGCAGCGUACUGAUGCUCAUGG